UCCACCGCGUGCAACGCGUUUCUUCUUCCUUCCGUCGCACGAAACCUCAACACAUAUAUCAUCUCCCAUCGUCAGAGAGAGCUUGUAGCAAAGAAGAUCGAUCGAUUCCCCGGACUACUAGCUAGAAGCAAACAAGUUUGAGUCCCCGGAGUGUCGGUCAACCAUCCACGGGCAAGCCACCGCCCCGACCAUGAGCGACACCGUCGUCAUCACCGUCGCCGUCGACAAGCCUCUCAUCGGCAAGAGCAGCGCCAUCCAAUGGCCAGGCGUCCGCACGGGGCUACAGGCAGCCACGCCGUCGACGGACGGGAUCGACAGCGUGAUGUUCACGUACAGAUUCAUGGAGGACGAGCCCGCCGGGUUCACCGACGUGCAGGGCAGCGAGGCUGAACCCUGCGCCGGCGGCCGCGCAUCCACCGACACGGUAAACAGUGCAGUCAAGGUAACAUCGACAGAUGAAGGACGGACCGCCGACGACAACGUGCCAACCGCCGCCGAAGUGUGCCCAGAAGCACAGCUCAUGGCUGGCAACUCUGUUUUCUACCUUGAUGACCUUAACGACAAAGGCCCAGUUGUGCGACUCCUUCAAUGGGUUGCUGGUAUAUGCGGAUGCAGCUGGGACUUUGCCGUCCAUGGGUGCCCUGAAGGACAGCUCAUGGCCUGCAACUCUGUUGUCUACCUUGAUGAUGACCUUAACGACAAAGGCCCAGUCGUGCGGCUCCUUCAAUGGGUUGCUGGUAUAUGCGGAGGCAGCUGGGACUAUGCCGUCCAUGGGUGCCCUGAAGCACAACUCAUGGCCGGUAACGAAACUAUCUACCAGAACGGUCUGGUUCAGUGGCUCCUCCGCUAAUCUCUCAUCAGUUAGACGGCUUUAUUCAAAGUCAGGUUUGAAGAAAGAAUAAGUCCCAGUUUGCACGAGAUAUCCCCCGUUAUGGUUGGGAUCCAAGCCAUGGAGGACAUUCAAAUGAGCAUCGGAAAUGAACAUGGUCCAUUUUCCUUUAUAUUUCUGGCUCCUUCGGGUUUGUAUGUUUUUUCGCGAGUGUAUUUCUUUAUAAUCUAGUGGAAAGAGAUUUGAUUGUGUA
Hordeum vulgare subsp. vulgare (domesticated barley) is the source of this 1082-nucleotide messenger RNA. RefSeq lists its product as uncharacterized. The coding region runs from base 191 to 850 and encodes 219 amino acids. Lineage: Eukaryota; Viridiplantae; Streptophyta; Magnoliopsida; Poales; Poaceae. The transcript has 2 exons. The record is from RefSeq and is a predicted model, not a curated record.